CUGACACAGUCCCUUUAUAUUCCAUAUCUUUUUAGCCCCUUUUGCUAUCUAUCUAUCUUGUUCAGAACUUGGGUCAAGUGAAUUGGGCAUAUUUUCCAGAUGGGAAGCGAGGAAGCAAACGCGUUCGAUGCAAAAGACGCACCGAAGAUUGCGGGAGAGCUCCGAGAAAGCUUUGCUUCUGGUAAGACUCGGAGUUACGAGUGGAGAACUUCGCAGUUGAAGACCAUCUUGAAAAUCCUUGAUAAUCACGAACAAGACAUGAUCCUGGCCCUUCGUUCUGAUCUCUCCAAGCCCGAGAUGGAGUCCUACAUCCAAGAGAUAGCUAUGUUGAAAAACUCUUGCAAAGCUACACUUAAGUCACUAAAGGGUUGGAUGGUACCGGAGAAGGCUAAAACUUCAAUGACCACUUUCCCUUCAUCAGCUGAGAUAGUGUCUGAGCCAUUAGGCGUCAUAUUAAUCAUUUCAGCAUGGAACUAUCCUUUCUAUUUGUCCAUAGAUCCAGUUAUUGGAGCUAUUGCAGCUGGUAAUGCUGUUGUCCUUAAACCGUCAGAAGUUUCUCCAGCCUCAUCCGCAUUGCUUGCUAAAUUAUUAAAAGAAUACAUGGAUACCUCUUGUGUAAGAGUUGUUGAGGGGGCUGUUGCUGAAACAGCUGCGCUGUUGCAACAAAAGUGGGACAAAAUAUGUUACACAGGAAAUGGGAGAGUGGGUCGCAUUGUGAUGGAGGCUGCUGCAAAACACCUCACACCUGUUCUUUUGGAGCUUGGAGGAAAAUCUCCAGUUGUCGUUGAUUCAGACGUUAAUUUAAAGGUUGCGACUCGGAGGAUAAUUGCAGGCAAGUGGGGCUGCAAUAAUGGGCAAGCUUGCAUUUCUCCCGACUACAUCAUAACAACAAAAGAUUUUGCUCCCAAGUUGGUGGAUUCCCUGAAAGAGGUGUUGGAGAAGUUUUAUGGGAAGAAUCCAUUAGAAUCCAAAGAUUUAUCUCGCAUCGUUAACUCCAACCACUUUGCUCGCCUGAUGAAGCUCUUGGAUGAAGAGAAGGUUUCUGGAAAGGUUGUUCAUGGGGGUGAAAGGAACGAAACAGACUUGAAGAUUGCCCCCACCAUCUUACUAGAUGUCCCGCGAGAUUCGUUGAUCAUGACUGAGGAAAUAUUUGGCCCAUUGCUUCCAAUUAUCACUGUUGAAAAAGUAGAAGAGAGCUAUGAUAUCAUCAACUCAGGACCAAAGCCCCUCGCUGCAUAUUUAUUUACCAGCAAUGAGAAGCUUAAGAAGCAGUUUGUGAUGACCAUUUCCGCAGGGGGUGUGGUCGUCAACGACACUACCAUACAUCUUGCGGUUGUUACACUUCCGUUUGGAGGUGUUGGGGAGAGUGGAAUGGGUGCUUAUCAUGGGAAAUUUUCUUUCGAGGCUUUCAGCCACAAGAAGGCGGUUGUUUAUCGAAGCUUUGUUGCUGAUGCAGCGGUCAGGUACCCGCCGUACACAAAAGGGAAGCUAAGUUUGCUAAAGGCUCUGGUCGGAGGUAGCAUAUUGGGCAUAAUACGUGCUUUGUUUGGUUGGUCCUAAAUUUAGUUGUUGUGCCCGUUCUAUUUUUCCUUCGCAUUAUAAGGUCUCUCUCUCUCUCUCUUUGUAAUUUGUGUUUUUAUUUCCAACUUAAAGAAGGUUUGAUUUAUUCUGAAAAAUAAAAAUAAAAAUUAAAUAUGCUAUAUUGUUUA
This is a messenger RNA of Morus notabilis, 1709 nucleotides long. Its product is annotated as aldehyde dehydrogenase family 3 member H1. Bases 100 to 1560 code for a protein of 486 amino acids. Gene Ontology annotation, biological process: aldehyde metabolic process. Lineage: Eukaryota; Viridiplantae; Streptophyta; Magnoliopsida; Rosales; Moraceae. Gene Ontology annotation, molecular function: aldehyde dehydrogenase (NAD+) activity. The transcript is spliced from 10 exons. Gene Ontology annotation, cellular component: cytoplasm. The record is from RefSeq and is a predicted model, not a curated record.